AUGGCCCGGAGCGCGGAGCGAGGCUGCGGGGGCGCGGGCUGGGGGCUGCGCGGCGCCCUGGCCGCCGUGGCGCUGCUCUCUGCGCUCAAUGCCGCGGGCACGGUGUUCGCCCUGUGCCAGUGGCGCGGGCUGAGCGCGGCGCUGCGGGCGCUGGAGGCGCAGCGGGGCCGGGAGCAGCGCGAGGACGGCGCCCUGCGCGCCUUCCUGGAGGAGCUGAGUCGCGCGCCGCGCCGGGGGCCCCCGCCACCCCGGGACCCCGCGGGCGCCGCGCGCAACAAGCGCAGCCACAGCGCGGAGCCCGUGCCGCACCUCCGCGCCGAGAGCCAGGACAUGCUGAUGAUGAUGACCUACUCCAUGGUGCCGAUCCGCGUGAUGGUGGACCUGUGCAACAGCACCAAGGGCAUCUGCCUGACAGGCCCACCUGGCCCACCAGGACCGCCAGGAGUUGAUGGGCUACCAGGACACAACGGGUCGGAUGGACAGCCUGGUCCCCAGGGCCCAAAGGGCGAAAAAGGAGCAAAUGGAAAAAGAGGAAAAAUUGGGCUACCUGGAGCCACAGGAAUUCCGGGGGAAAAGGGAGACCCUGGUGAACUGGGCUUGACUGGAAAUGAGGGCCCCGCAGGGCAGAAGGGUGAAAAGGGGGACAAAGGGGACGUGUCCAAUGACGUGCUCCCUGCAGGUGCCAAAGGUGACCCAGGCCCACCAGGCCCUCCUGGCCCACCUGGGCCCCCAGGCCCUCCAGGUCCCCCAGGGCCCCCGGGAAGCAGAAGAUCCAAAGGCCCGCGGCAGCCAAACAUGUUCAACGGCCAGUGCCCAGGUGAGACAUGUGCUGUCCCCAAUGACGAUACCUUGGUGGGAAAAGCCGAUGAGAAAGUCAAUGAACACCAUUCCCCACAAGCGGAAUCCAUGAUCACUUCCAUUGGAAACGCAACGCAAGUGCUGAAGGUCACGGAGACAUUUGGGACUUGGAUACGAGAGUCUGCGAACAAGAGUGAUGAGCGGGUCUGGGUGACUGAACAUUUUUCAGGCAUCAGGGUGAAGGAGUUCAAAGACCAGCCCUCCCUGCUGAAUGGCAGUUACUCGCUCAUCCACCUCCCGUAUUAUUUCCACGGCUGUGGGCAUGCCGUUUACAACAACUCUCUCUACUACCACAAAGGAGGAUCCAACACCAUAGUGAGAUUUGAAUUUGGCAAAGAAACAUCCCGAACUCUGAAGCUUGAAAAUGCCUUGUAUUUUGAUCGAAAAUACCUCUUUGCCAAUUCCAAGACUUACUUCAAUUUAGCUGUGGAUGAAAAGGGCCUUUGGAUUAUCUAUGCUUCCAGUGUGGAUGGCUCGAGCAUUCUGGUAGCCCAGCUGGAUGAGAGGACAUUCUCUGUGGUGCAGCAUAUCAACACCACGUACCCCAAAUCCAAGGCCGGCAACGCAUUCAUUGCCCGAGGGAUCCUCUAUGUCACGGACACCAAAGACAUGAGGAUAACAUUUGCCUUUGAUCUGUUAGCAGGGAAACAGAUCAAUGCAAAUUUUGAUUUAAGAACUACUCAGUCUGUUCUUGCCAUGUUAUCAUACAAUAUGAGAGACCAGCAUUUAUAUUCGUGGGAAGAUGGCCAUUUAAUGCUUUAUCCUGUGCAGUUUUUGUCAGCUGCAUUGAGCCAGUGACGCAAUGCAGUCUGUUCCCCUCUGUAAACUUCCUAUGUCCUCAGGCACCAUUUCUAUCCCAACAGAAAACUGUCUUUAAGGGGAGCCAGGGACUUCGCUGUCAUAAUUUCAUGACAUGAGUCCUUAUAUGGUUGGUAAAUGCCCUUUAAAUUCAGGUCCUUUAGAGGAAAAUAACAGAUUGGAAACCAAAUGGCUGAGAUUUGGUAAUUCCUCCACAAACCAGCUGGGCAAGUUACCUCUCCCUUCCAUAGGUGAUAUGAGAGGGCUGGCUAACAUGAUGGGUAAGAUUUUCUCUACCUGCAGGGAAUUCAGUGUUUCUUGGCUAUUGCUGCUCUACAACUUUUAUAUAUUCGGGUGUUGUCGUUGUUUUUGUUUGUUUGUUUUUAGCCAUGUGCUGAGCAAAUUGACCUCUGAGUUGAUCAGCCCAAUUGCUUGAGCAAUGAAUUCCUUAGUGCCGACUUAUAUUUGGCACCUUGAAGCUGCCCUGGCCCUUUAAGGCUGCUGAAGUAGCACAUUACCCAUAGUUUAUUACCUUUCUCUGCAUCUGCACCUGCCACCACAGCACCAGAACGGCCAGUAUCCUCUGCUCCUGAUCGCUGAUCCCAGAUUAGCAAAAGCAGCACAGCUACAUGUGCAGGUUUCCCAGUAAAACAGCUACAGGCCCCUCCAGGUUCCUAUCAGCUUCUGAUCCUGCUGGUUGGCAGCAGUGGGUCAUAAACUGAAUCCUCGGGUCUCGGGCUCCUACCACAGCUGUGUCUCCGCUGUCAGAGUACUAAAUAUUGUGCGGGCAUUAACGGGCUACAACUAUGGGAAGCACUCCGCAGUUUUCAGAAGAGAAGCACCAUUUGUGGUUAACUGGAACAGGGGCAGGCAAACUAUGGCCCUUGGGCCAAAGCCAUCCCCUCAACUGUGUUUGUAAAUAAAGUUUUAUUGUAGCACAGUUAGUUACAUGCAUUAUUAUAAUUAGUCUGUGGCUACUUUUGCUCUAUAAUGACGGAGUUGAGUCACUACAAGAAAGUUGAGUAGUGGCCUCAAAGCCUAAAACAUGGGCCGUCUGGCCCUUUGCCCUCCCUUGAUUUAGAAUAUAAAGAGAGCCUGUUUUUGGAAGGGCAUAUUCACCAGAGCUGUUUGUUAUGUUUGGUUUAUUCCAGACCAAGAAGUGGUCAUUUAUAUGGUUUGAGUUUUUGAUAGAGGGAAAGGGUGAGGCCAGCAUAAAACUAAGUGGCCUUCCAAAACGCAGUAGUGAACUAUCCCUUCUCUGAUGUCGUUUGAAAGGAUGUGCUCUGGUCCUCUUGAAAGCAGGAGAAAAUCCAGUUUAACUUACUCCUAAACGCCCUUGAAUACGUCUAUUUCUGCCAGCUUCGUUUUCAAACAUACUUCAGCCAGGCCGGGCCACUGAGAGCAGAGAGGAAUCUACACAGGUACUGGGGUCCUGCAGCCAGGAGGGCACCUAAGGAAACUGACGUAGAGACUUUCCAGCAAUUUGCCCUCAUCGAAUACAUGCAUGUGUUUGGGGGAAAGCUUCUGCAGCUUUUUGAUUGGGGCUAAAUCUAUCCUCAUUGACUCUGAGUCCUGGUCUUAUACCUUACUAAAAGAACCAUUUUCAAACUCAGGGGGUGUACAGAUUUAGAUUUUAAAUCUCUCCACCCCUGAAAAUACCCAGGCAGUUAUGAGGGAACUUUUUGUUGUGUUCUCAAAAUAAAGGUUUCUACAACUCCC
Eptesicus fuscus (big brown bat) is the source of this 3375-nucleotide messenger RNA. It is a transcript of the gene GLDN, whose product is annotated as gliomedin. Lineage: Eukaryota; Metazoa; Chordata; Mammalia; Chiroptera; Vespertilionidae. The record is from RefSeq and is a predicted model, not a curated record. Bases 1 to 1656 code for a protein of 551 amino acids. Gene Ontology annotation, biological process: signal transduction. The transcript is spliced from 10 exons. Gene Ontology annotation, cellular component: cell surface.